Lytechinus variegatus (green sea urchin) is the source of this 2706-nucleotide messenger RNA. Its product is annotated as monocarboxylate transporter 6-like. Gene Ontology annotation, biological process: transmembrane transport. Lineage: Eukaryota; Metazoa; Echinodermata; Echinoidea; Temnopleuroida; Toxopneustidae. Bases 102 to 1424 code for a protein of 440 amino acids. Gene Ontology annotation, molecular function: monocarboxylic acid transmembrane transporter activity. The record is from RefSeq and is a predicted model, not a curated record. The transcript has 5 exons.
GCACUGAUGGUUUUUCGAUUCUUUGAGUGUUCAGGCAGGUCACCUCAGGGGCAAACUGGAGUGAAGGCCUACAUGUUGUAAUAAAUUUUCAGCAUUAAAAAAUGGGUAGAUGUUGUGAAAUUCUUUCUUCUUCCAGUGUACCUGUGAUGCUGUGCCUCUUCAUGUCAGCUACGGUGCACGUUGGUAUCUUAAAGGUAAUUGGAUUGUAUCUCAGGGACAUCAGCAUUGAUCUUGAAACUUCAUCAGCCGAUAUGGGAAUUGCACUUGGUCUCCUGAAUACCUUCGUUUACAUACCGAGUCCAUUAAUUGCCACUCUCUAUCGGCAUCGUUCAAUUCGUAGUCCGCUAUUGAUAUCUGGAGCGUUUCUUCUAACUUCAGGAGUGGCGUUAUUUUCAAUGGCAACAACGAAUAUUCAAAUGAGCGUCUGCCUAUCAGUGACAGGUCUCGGAAUCAGUAUCUUGCUGAUAUGUUGUAUAGUGACACUACACCAUGUGGCUAGGGAUAACUACAAUCUAUGUUUAGGACUCGGUUUAAGUGGUUAUGGCGCCGGUAUGGUGCUAUUCCCGCUUUUGGCUGAAUUCUUACACAGCCCUUACGGUUGGAGAGGUGGACUUCUCAUCAUGAGUGCCCUUAUAGCACACGUUAUCCCAUGUGCUGUAGGAAUUACAACGGGGUCAGACGAGAGGAGCAUACGAACACGUGACUUUGAACAAAUCGAAAGCUCGUCUACAGGUAUCAUUGACCAGAAUAUGAACAGAGAAGACACCGAAGCAGCUCGAAGCUCAGAAGGCAGCCGAUUUGGGCAUGUUUCGGUUAUUCAUAGCAUCGCCAAUAGCCUCCGUCAAUCUGAUUUUUACGUGGAUCCUGUAUUCAAUGUCAUAUUCGCUCUCAAUUUUGCCUACUACAUGGUGACCACUGGUUGGUAUUCCUUUCUGGUACCCCAUGUUCUUCAAAGAGGAAUUUCCGUCAAGAAUACCAUCAUCCUGACUUUCGCAGGAGCAAUAGGGAACACUUCCAGCAGACUUGGUGUCGGUGUCGUAACAAACCACCUCUUGACACCUAUCGAUGUCUAUAUCUUCGCUACAAUCCUGAACAUCACUGCUCUCCUCGUCGAUGUGUUUGUAGCCAAUUAUUACAUCAUGUUGGUGACAACUUGCUUCUCUGCAAUGGCCAUUGGGGGGAGAGCUGUUUUGACAUCACUUAUCGUGAGGGAAAGGGCAUCUUCAGACAAAUUUGAUAUAGCGUUUUCACUCAUCAGAUGUAUAUCCGGAAUAGGAAUGUUUCUUGGUGGCUAUUUAGGUGGUUUAUUGGCUGAUACUUUCUCAUCUUUCAACGCUACUUUCAAAAUGUUAACAAUCGUUGACGGUGUCGUUCUCAUCCUGGUCUUGGUGAUGAAAUGCAACCCGAAACCGAAUUCCUCCUGACAUUGCAGUAGGAUAUGCUUACUGCAUUUGUUUAUGCAUGUCAGUCACUUAAUAAUUGGUCAUCGAAUCGAUACCGUGGUCGUAAUAGAGGCCAAGUCGAUCUCAAUUCAAAUAAUAGGACAAAAAAGCAAGUCAAACUCAUCGAAAUCGGAUGCCAAAUUCUGAUAAAAAAGGCAUUUAUUGAUGCUCAUGCAUGCAAUAUCGUACAUGAAAAAACAUCCACAGCUUGAACUUUCACGUUCAUGACAAUAUUGUAGGUAAAAUAUAAAUAUCGUAAUAAAUAUAGAUUAUAAAAGACAAUAUAUAACAAGGUAAUAAUGGUUAAACAAAAACAGCUGAAUUAAGAGGAGGGGAGACUGGUACUUUGUGCGAAUAAAGUUUAAUUAUGAUAAAGUGACUGCAUAAUUAUGAGGAGUGUCCAGCGGAGCAUUUCAUGAAAGGACUUGUUGUCAGACGUUUUGUUCUGUUUUAUCCGACAGUUACUAUGGCAACAGUGCCUCUCAGCCAAUCAUAAUCAAGGAAAGAUGUCAUACCUGAAAACUUGUUGGGACGAAAAUGUUGAUGAAAUGCUCACCAGAUAUCGCCCUUUCAAGUCGCCGUGUCCAACUUUUGUUGUUUAAGAAUUCAACCAAAUCCAGGCAAUGGACUGUUUUUAAAUCUUUUUGUUUUGGCUAUAGAAAUCGUUGAUAGGUAUUUGUACCGCGAAGAGAAGAGAUGUACUCGUGUGUGUUUUUUCCGUUGGUAACCACGUCUUACAAAGACAUACUGAUCGUAAUGAUUUGAUGACACGUACGUGGUGAUCACUUGAAAAUUGUUCCACAUGUCAUAAGGUUCUCAUACCUCGGUCACAUUUGCUCUACGGCGGCCGUACGGAUAGUCGAAAUCAGCCGGUUUUUUUUUUCAUUUUUAUUUAAACCACCUUUUUAAAGCUGGUACAAAACAUGUUAAAACGGCUGCUUUCGACUCGUAUACGGCCGCCGUGAGUAAAUGUGACCGAGGUAUUGGUCACCAUGAUCCAAACAUAAUUUGAUAUGUGACUUUCACAUUAGGAUUAUUGAUUUGAUCAAAAUAUGCAACAAUAAAUCUUACAUGACUGUUACGUAUUUUUAAGACGUUCCACCUUAAUAAAGGCUACCUGAAAGCAGUUUAAGAUAUUGGUAGACAUCAAAGAUCUCAUUUUCAAAAAUCCUGAACUUUAAUGUGUGUUGUAUUUGAUAUUGUUCGGUGGCGAAUCCAUGAUGUGACUCAGCCGGCCUGUGCCCCCCCCCCCUUUUAGAUUCAU